Messenger RNA from Achroia grisella, 2869 nucleotides. Its product is annotated as facilitated trehalose transporter Tret1-like. Gene Ontology annotation, molecular function: transmembrane transporter activity. Lineage: Eukaryota; Metazoa; Arthropoda; Insecta; Lepidoptera; Pyralidae. Gene Ontology annotation, biological process: transmembrane transport. The coding region runs from base 254 to 1822 and encodes 522 amino acids. The record is from RefSeq and is a predicted model, not a curated record. The transcript is spliced from 7 exons. Gene Ontology annotation, cellular component: membrane.
UGCUCAGCUUCGGCCGUUGGAGUCACCGCGACUACAGUACGGUGACAACCCCCAUCUAUCGAUCGGAUUCAUUCACAAUGUUUUGGCGACUCACAACGAAUCAGUACAUCAUGCCGGUUAUUAUAAUUUGAUACAAAAAUAAUACAUUUAUUAUUUUCAAAUCUCUAUCCUGUAAUUGUAAUUUGAACUCAGUGAAGGUUGUUUAGAAAUCUCUUGAUAUUUAGAAUUAAAAUUUAUUAUUGAUUGAUCCAUCAUGAAGGAAAAAAAAGGAAGGGAUGGAGCUCACGAGGCUAUGCUCACUGAAAGUCAAAAGCCAAAAAUUUUAAGUAAAGAUAACAGAAAAGACGAAGAGUAUGAAGCUCUUCAGAGCUUUCUCCGCAGCAUCAGUUCGACUGCUACACUACCACCCUACGUCAAAGGAGAAACAUAUUCUUCAGUUCGCGGUGUCUUAAACCAGGGUCUCAUAACAUGUGCUGUAUUAAUAUUGGCCGCAGGGGCAGGCCAUCCCAUUGGGUUUUCCGCCGUUGCUCUACCACAACUCAGAGACGAGAACUCUACCAUGAGAAUAGACGAGGAGAUGGGAUCAUGGAUAGCUAGUAUACAUUCAGCAGCUACGCCCCUGGGUUCGAUGUUGUCCGGCCCUGUAAUGGAAGCAAUUGGUCGUCGUCGAACAUUGCAAGCGUGCAUAUUGCCACUUAUCUUAGGAUGGAUUAUCAUUGGCACUGCCGCUCACCAUGCAUUGAUGCUUCUUGGCAGAAUUGUCUGUGGGUUUGCUGUAGGCAUUAUGGCAGCACCCUCACAGGUUUAUCUGGGCGAAAUAUCAGAGCCGAGACUUCGUGGUUUACUCAUAGGAACGCCAUUCGUGGCCUACUCACUAGGAGUGUUAUACGUAUACGCACUAGGCGGUGCCCUACCAUGGAGAACAGUGGCGUUCCUAUCUAUCGUGCUACCCAUCUUGGCAUUCGUGGCGUUGUGUUUCUCUCCUGAGAGCCCCACGUGGCUUGCGCGGCGUGGACGUUUCCACGACGCCAUGGCCGCUAUGUCAUGUUUACGAGGCAACUCUGAAACUGCCCAACGUGAACUCCAUGAAUUGAUAUCAGCACGCGAGAAAGAGAAAGCGAGAGGUGAAGAGAGUGUUAGAUUCUUCGCGACAGUGACUCGUGCACCAGUCCUUAAACCACUGCUACUUAUUAAUGCAUUCAACAUGCUGCAGAUCAUGUCGGGAAGCUAUGUUGUCAUAUUUUAUGCUGUAGAUAUAGUAAAGGGCUCUGGUGGAUCACUAGACCCACAUAUGGCUGCAAAUGCAACGGCUUUAGUCCGACUAGCCAUGACAAUAGUUGCGUGCAUACUACUGCUGAAGGUGACUCGGCGAGGGCUGGUGCUGGUCUCUGGCGCCGGAACAGCCUUGUGCACUCUUGGCCUAGCCAUCGUACUGUCACAAGGUCCCGGCUACGGAUUCCUACCUCCCACCCUCAUUCUCGGCUACGUGGCAUUCAACACGUUAGGUUUCUUUUUAUUACCAGGGUUGAUGAUUGGGGAAUUAUUGCCCACUAAAGUCAGAGGUCUGUGUGGUGGUUACAUAUUUUGUCUUUUCAAUUCAGUCCUAUUCGGUUUCACAAAGUUGUUUCCUAUAAUGAAGCGCGCUAUCGGAAUGAGCGGCGUGUUUGGUUUGUUCGGCGCGUCUGCCUUACUCGCCACUAUAAUACUUUACCUCAUGCUACCAGAAACUAAAGGAAAAUCAUUAAUACAAAUUGAACAGUAUUACCAGAAACCGAACUUCUUCUGGUUAACGCGGAAGAAAACUGAUAGUCCUAAUGUGUGAAUCACUAGAAAUUCGUAUUGAAAAUUUGGUUUCAAAGUUUGCUUCGGUUUUGAGUGAUUAAGUAAUUAAGUGAUUCAACAUCAAACACUACUUACUAGUUUUAUUAUAUCAUUUACAAUUUAAUUUUUAGACCCUGACUAUUGUUUACUCACGUCUCAGAUAUAUGUAUUUAAGAUAUUCUCGAAUAUUUGAAGGUGAAUCUUUGACACGGUGAUGGGCAUUAAUGGAAGAGAGCCGGUCAAGAUUUUUACAUUACAAUAAACCUAAUAAGGUAUUAAUCAAAUAGACUAUCUCUAUAUGCUUAUUAUUAUAAGAGUAUUGUAUUGUGUCUAAAUUAUCGUCCAAUAUCUGGUAUUUAGUGUGUAAUAUUUAAUUACCGCAAAGUAUUAUAAUGUUCAAUCAGACCUAUACAUUUUGGUGUUUACUAUUUACAAAGGCAAUACAUAUAAUAUCUAAAAAUUAAGAGAGAUCGAAAUGUCUUCAUGCUAAGAUUUACUUAUAAAUCAAUUUUUAACUAUGUAAAUGUAAUUAAUAACUGUGAUGUGUAAACAAGUGGCUUGUUCGAAUUGUAUAUUGUACUUAUUUUUCAGAUGACACAUUUAAGUAGUGCAUUUAAUGUAAACUAUAAAUUUAUGUUAUGCAGGAUUUACAUAUGCAAUAACUAUUCAAUGUCUGUAAAGCGUUUGUAAACAUUUGACGGUUUUAUAAAGUGCAUGUAAAUCCAGCAUUACAUAUAUUCGUGAUAUAAUAUGUAUUUGACUUGUUUAUAGUUAAGUAAACAUAUAUAAGGGCGCGAGAUAUAACAGUGACGUUAUUGAGUACCACGAAACAACAAAUGAUGUACUAUGGAAGCUCGUCGUUACUAUAUACUUGAGAAAACAAUCAUUUUAUAUUACGAGAUUUUUAUCUGUGAUCUAAAUAAUGGCCGUGUUGUUAAGUACAUAAUAAUAACUUACUGUAUCAUGUACUUAUGAAGAAAAUAUUUUGUAAUCGCAUUAACAAAUAGAAUUUUACAAAUUGUGAUAAAAAUAUAACAAAUAAAUAAUA